AUGUUCAUAGGUACCAAUGAUGGCAAGAAACGUGAACCUUCCACCUCUUCUUCUGCACAAUGGCCACAAUCAUGUCGCCAAUUCGGCUUCCCUGAAAUUCUUUUAGCAACUGAAAACUUUGACGAAUCAUUAGUAAUUGGGCAUGGGGGUUUUGGAAAAGUUUACAAAGGUAACUUUAUAGAUGGAUCAUGUAUUUUAGUUGCUGCAGUUAAACGGUUGGACUCCAUGUCCAAUCUAGGGGCUACGGAGUUUUGGGCAGAAAUUGAAAUGCUUUCCAAGUUGCGUCACUGUCACCUAGUAUCUUUGGUUGGUUAUUGUAACUAUGAAAAAGAGAUGAUCCUCGUGUACGAAUAUAUGCCAAAUGGAACAUUGGAAGAUCAUCUACAUAAAUUUGGUACUCCUUUGUCUUGGCUUCAACGGCUCAAAAUAUGCAUCGGUGCUGGUCGUGGGUUACACUACCUUCACACUGGUACUGGGAUAGAAUUUGGUGUUAUACAUCGGGAUGUAAAGAGUUCUAAUAUUUUGUUACAUGAAAGUUGGGCCGCUAAAAUUUCAGAUUUCGGGUUGUCUAGAAUAGGUCCCACAAAUCAACCAACGACUUAUGUAAACACACUUGUGAAAGGGACUUUUGGGUAUCUGGAUCCAAAUUAUUUCACAACUGGACGGUUGACAAGGAAGUCUGAUGUGUAUGCUUUUGGGGUUGUCUUACUGGAAGUGUUGUGCCGGAAGCGUGCAGUGGAUAAAAGUCUUGAUGAGGAGCAAUGGGGUUUAGCAACAUGGGCCCAAGAGUUUAUCACAACAGGCAACUUUAAGCAUAUAGUAGAUUCUGAGAUAAGAGGUCAAAUAUCCCCAAAAUGUUUAAAGGGUUUUGUUCGAAUUGUAGAUAAAAUGUUUGCACGGCAAUCCUAA
Messenger RNA from Helianthus annuus (common sunflower), 909 nucleotides. RefSeq names its product receptor-like protein kinase FERONIA. Gene Ontology annotation, biological process: protein autophosphorylation. NCBI's taxonomy places the organism in Eukaryota, Viridiplantae, Streptophyta, Magnoliopsida, Asterales, Asteraceae. Bases 1 to 909 code for a protein of 302 amino acids. Gene Ontology annotation, cellular component: plasma membrane; plasmodesma. The transcript has a single exon. Gene Ontology annotation, molecular function: ATP binding; transmembrane receptor protein tyrosine kinase activity. The record is from RefSeq and is a predicted model, not a curated record.